This is a messenger RNA of Vigna radiata var. radiata (mung bean), 925 nucleotides long. RefSeq lists its product as uncharacterized. NCBI's taxonomy places the organism in Eukaryota, Viridiplantae, Streptophyta, Magnoliopsida, Fabales, Fabaceae. The transcript is spliced from 2 exons. The coding region runs from base 178 to 528 and encodes 116 amino acids. The record is from RefSeq and is a predicted model, not a curated record.
UUUUCCAAUUAAUUAUGGAAAUUGAACCUAGGCGUUAACCAGUGCCCAAAACCAAAACCCCUAGCUUCCUCGCCGCACUGCAAUAGCCACAACCAAGCUAGCUCCGCCGCUCGCCACCGUGGCCUCACCGUCAGUUUCUCUAAAUAAUCCAUUUCUGGAACUAUACAAGUAGAAGACAUGGAAAAUCAACCAAAACAAAACCAACAAUCAACAAGCUCCGCUCCUCCCAUCCAGAAAAUUGAGGAAGAUCAAGCAGCCAGUACUGCAAUGGGCUUGAAAGAGUCAUUGCAAAAUCAAUAUCUAAAAGUCAAAGAGCAUGCAGAAACAUACCCUUAUGUUUGGGCUUCCUAUAUUGUCGUAUAUGGUGGCCUUGGUCUCUGGACUGCCUAUAGAUGGAGAAAGCUUCGCAAAACCGAGGACAGAGUAAGAACUCUGCAUGAAAAACUUCGGAAGCUUGUUGAAGCUGAAGAAUCUUCAAGCUCUACCAAAGUGAUUGAAAAGGGUUCUGCUGAUAAAUCUUCCAAAUAGUUUACAAUAAAAAGAAUCCUUAUCAUGGUCAAGUUGUCUAGUUUACUAUCAAUAUCACUGAAGCUUACCGUUGUAGUUGCCUGGGGUAUGAAAAAAGAUUUUGUUUUGCUCACCUGAUCAACUCAUUCAUUAGAGGAAAAUACUCAAUUAUAUUGAUCUUUAACAAAUUGUUAAAACCUAUAUCUGAUAUCUUUCUUCCUAAAGUUGGGACAAAUAUCAUUGCAGUGUACACGGUUCACAGACCUUCAGUUUCUAUAUUGAUUACAGAAGGGACCAAUGCAUUUUUUGUUAUUCUUAUAUAGUAUUUACAAUGGUGGUAACUUGUAUAUUGCAAAUACAUGUGAACUCCAUUUCAGAAUCCCCGUGGUGAUCAAUUAAAAAUUGCUAUUUUCUCUCU